Molecule: messenger RNA, 2946 nt
Organism: Pygocentrus nattereri (red-bellied piranha)
Lineage: Eukaryota; Metazoa; Chordata; Actinopteri; Characiformes; Serrasalmidae
Product: heterogeneous nuclear ribonucleoprotein U-like protein 2
Exons: 14
Coding region: 138-2417 (759 amino acids)
Cellular component (GO): membrane
Molecular function (GO): protein binding
Source: RefSeq, a predicted model, not a curated record
UGGCCGCCGUCGACGACACGCAGGGAUAUUUUCUGGUAACUAGUUUGUGAAAGUUCAGUAAAAGGUCAGUCCGGCGGUCUCAACUAAAGUUGAGUAUUUUUAAAUGUCCGCCUGCUGUUUACUCACUUAAUCUAAACAUGUUGGUGGAGGAGGUUAAACAGCUGAAAGUGGCCGAGCUGCGGGCCGAGUUGCGAGGACGAGGGCUGGACUGGAGAGGGCUGAAGGCCGGGCUGCAGGCUCGCCUGAUCUCGGCACUAGCAGCUGCACAGACUGCAGGAGAAGCCGCCCUAGACGAAGCGAGCUCUCCUGAAGGUCCGUGUCAGAGCGCUACCGUGGGGACGGGCGUUACCGAGGUAGUAGCAGAAGGCAGCUGUGAAGCUCCCCGGGAGGAACAUCAACCACAGCCUGCAGACUCUGGACCCAGGUCGCUGGCUUAUGUCGACCAAAGCACACAAACUGAAACCGAGCCUACAGCCAACACGAGCCUCUCCCAGCCGCCCUGCUCGUGCUCUAAAAGAAGAAAAGAGGAGGAAGUCAAACUGCUAGGUUCUGAAAAACUGGAGCAUUUUAGAACAAACUGCCAGCUUCCCAACGAGACAAGCCCUGAAACCAAGUGUGGAGAUCAGGAGGCCUCGCAGCAGGCCAGUGUCAGCCCUGUAGAAGGUCCUCCUGCUGCUGCUGCUGCUGAUGGUGAAGUGUCUGCAUGUUCUUCAUCAGUGUCCCAGCCUGACUGCACAUCUACUGAGGAUGAACAGUCACCCUACAGGGCACCCGCCACAUUGGAGACAAGAGUGGACGGGCAGAACGAAGGCAUGAACGUCAAGAGGCCUCAUGAAGAAAAGGGCAGGGAUUAUUAUGAGUUUAAAGAGGAGAUUCAAUAUAACAGAGCCAAAACUCCAGAGCCUGGUCCAGAGAGUGAAGAUGACAUGGAGAUCGAUGAUGAUGAUGUGGUUAGGCUUGAUCUCUACAACAGUGACCUGCACUUUGAAGUGGAUGUGGACGGGUGCAGUGGUCAGCCAUUACUCUGGGAGAAGUUCCCUCUGCUGCGGUCAGGGUGUCGAUUGACCCAUGGAUUCACUCAGGGAAAAACAGGAUUUGAAGUCAAGUUGGUGAAGACGUUGUCAGCAGCUACAGUGGACAUGAGUUUCGACCCUGAGCCAUAUGUCCUCAGAGUGGGCUGGUCUGUGGACAGCGCAAGCCUUCAGCUAGGAGAGGAGGAGCUGUCAUUUGGUUUUGAUGGAGCGGGCAGAGCAGUGACUGCAGGAAAAGCAGAGGAAUUCGGGGAGCCUUUGUCCGAGGGAGACGUCAUUGGCUGCUAUGCGGUCAUCAGUGAAGGUGGCGAGGCAGAGCUCUCGUUUCAUAAAAAUGGACACUCGUUGGGGGUGGCUUUUCAUAUUACCUCUUCCGCCUUAGGUGGACGAGCCCUCUACCCACACAUUUUGUGUAAAAACUGCUCUGUUACCCUGAACUUAGACCCCCAGGGGACAGCGUGGUAUCCUGCGCCUCCUGGUUAUUACCUUUUGCCCGUACUUCCAUCUGCACAGCGGACACGGGCCUCUCUGCCCCCACCACAUAGGAAGGAGUGUGAGGUACUGAUGAUGGUUGGCAUGCCAGGAUCAGGAAAGAGCCACUGGGCUCAAAACCACUUGGCCAAAAAUCCAGAGAAGUGUUACAAUCUGCUAAGCACAAACACCAUCCUUCACUGCAUGAAGCUGCCAGGCCCCGAACACAAAGAGGUACUGCUACAGCAGGCCACACAGUGCCUCGCUCACCUAAUCAGAAUAGCAGCAAACAAGCGAAGGAACUUCAUCCUGGACCAGGCAAACAUUUACCCAUCUGCUAGGAAGCAUAAGAUGCUGCGUUUCCAUGGUUACCAGAGGAGGGCAGUGGUGGUUGUCCCGUCAGAUGCAGAGUGGAGGAGGCGUCUCCAGCAGCAGCAGCAAGAUGAGGGUGUGGAGGCACCUGAAAUGUCUCUGCUGAAGAGCAAAGUGAGUUUCACUCUCCCGGAGCAGGGGGAGCUCUUUGAGGACAUACUGUUUGUGGAACUGUGCCAUGAAGAGGCGGAAAGACUCCUUACAACUUAUAAAGAGGAGGCCAGACGUCUCCUACCUGCUCCGCCCAAACGCAAGAAGCACCAAAACAGGCAUCCCAAAUUUCACAUGAAUGUACAAGGCAGAGCACAUGGAUGGAGCCAAAGCUCAUGUAGGCGCCAUCCAUACUCCCAGUCCCAGUGGCGACACCAGAAACAAUACGGUUGGCACCCCUGCACCUAUAUUCAACCUUAUGGCUGCAACAGCGAUCCACAACGGUAUAGAGACUACUACCAGCCAUGCACUGGACAGUGGAACACUUGUGACCAAAGUCAGAGUUACUAUAGUAACCAAGAUAAUUAUUUUGGCAGUCAAGUUUUUUGGUAAGUUAAGAGGCCAGUGUAAACAUUGAUUUUAUUAGCAUUUGUUAAGCGCUCAAAUUGAGCUUUUAUAGCUUGUAGUCCUUACAAGCUUUAAACACAUUAUGGUCUCUAAUGCUGUCAUACAGAAUAGCACAAGCUGCUGUAAUAAAGACAAUCCAGUGUGGUUUUCAUACACAGACUGCCCUUCAAUUUGUUCUGUCUGUAGUCUUUGAUUACGUGUUUUGAUUACAACAUUCAAAGAUUUUUUAUUUAAAAAAUUCACAAACUCUAUACUUGAAUUUUAACUGUGUACACAUUGCUGAAAUAUAUUUACACUACAGAAGAAACUGUACAUUGCAUUUUUAGCACAAGAUUUAAUAAAGUAUUAACAGACUUAUUCAGAUGAACUGAAUUCUCUUACAUUCUAAAAGGUAUAAAACUAUAAAAGUUGACAGCUGCAUCAGUGUGAUUUUUAUACAUUUUUAUAAUAUGAGCUAAAUUUGACAAGCUUUUGCUAUGUUGGUAAAAACCUUGAAAAUGUGUCUUGCUGUGAA